CAACCUUUAUGGUUCACACGUUUACGCAGGCAAUCAUUGGUUACAUUUCAUGUGCGAGGCCCUUAAGUUGUUUACACUUUGCAUACAUGACAGAAUGAAUGACGCACGUGGUAUAGAAUUUUUGUGGGAAAAUCCCAUAAAUCAUCCACAAUGUCCUCAUGGACCAACAUUGCUACUUGGAAGAUAUGUUAAAAAUGAACUAAAGAGAUUUUAUGUGUGCUCCGCUUGUCGUGACAGAAAAUUGUGCAGAUUCUACUUGAAAUAUGGGCAAGAAUUGUCAAAAUCUCAAAAGCAUAUGUGGGAGUUGGAAAGUAAGAAGUACACACAGCGUUACGUUCACCGAGAAUUAUAUAUUCGUUUUAACAAGCUUAAGAUGGAACCUGUGGAGAACAGAUGUUAUUGCCACAAUUGUGAGAAAUUAAUAUUUAAAUUUGAAAAAGAUAAGCAUACGGAUCACGAGGUUACGGAGAAUUUAACCGAUUAUCAGUUGCAUCAUCCAACAGAGCUUUUAAAACCUUUAGAAAAUGCUAAGAAAGAAGCGCAGUAUUUAUUUUCAAAGAAAUCUACAGAAAAUAUAAUAAAUAUGCUUUCGAAACUUGGAGCUAAGCAGAUUCUUUGUAUUGGCACACCAAGAAUACAUGAAUACAUAAUCGAACAUUAUACAGAUAGGAUAUCAUCUCUCCUUUUAGAUUUUGACGGAAGAUUUCAUAAUUUUUUUGGACCGCUGGAGUUUUGCUGGUACAAUCUUUUUAAUCAUCAUUUCUUUAACAAAUACGCUGUUACUGUGCUCAAAGUUUUUCUUACUCAGAAUGAGGGAAGGGACACGUACUUAAUAUGCGAUCCUCCAUUUGGUGGCCGCUUGGAACCCAUAUCAUACACAAUAAAAACAAUAUCUGACCUGCAUAGAACAUUAAACAGACGUUUUUAUAAUGAUAAUGACAACUUUUUUUUGAAAGUCAUGUUUAUAUUCCCAUAUUUUAUGGAGCACAUAAUGAGAGAAAAGAGCAACCCAGUACAUGAGACUGGUGGUCUGAGAAAUUUAAAUAUGUCCGAUUAUAAAGUGGAUUAUGAUAAUCAUCCCUUAUUUAUAUCAGAAAAACAUGGUAGAAAGCAGGGCUCUCCAGUGAGAAUUUUCACGAAUAUACCAUUGAAUCUACUGGAGCUUCCUUCGUCUGAUGGGUAUAAAUUUUGUCAAGAUUGUGAAAAAUGGGUUUCUGGCGAGAACAAGCAUUGCAAGAAAUGUAAAGAAUGUACCUCUAAAGAUGGUCAAACGUACAAACACUGUGAUAUAUGCAAACGAUGCGUGAAGCCUACUUGGAAACAUUGUCAAAUUUGCAAAAGAUGUAUAUUAGAAAAACAUACAUGUGGUCCAAUACCGAAUAUUGUCGGAAGGUGUUUUAACUGUGAUAAAUUAGGUCACACUAAGAAGGAAUGUCUUAAUUUAUUUUCUACUGAAGUCAGAAUUGAAACAGAUAUGAAGAAACGCAAAGCAGAUUGUAAACUAAAAACAACUUUGGUUAAGAAAAACAAAACUGGACAUUCUAAGAAAGUUCUUAAACGAAAUGUUAUAAUUAAUAAAAGGAAGACAUAAAAUUAAGAAAGAAUAAGAAUUAAAAAAAUAAGAAACCUCAAUGAAAUGAAGCUAGCAUAAAUGUGUUUAUAUAAUAUUACAGUGUAAUUAUAUGUGAAUACAAUUGGUGUAAAUAUUAUUAGAUUCAUAAAAAAUUCAGAAGU
Molecule: messenger RNA, 1734 nt
Organism: Solenopsis invicta (red fire ant)
Lineage: Eukaryota; Metazoa; Arthropoda; Insecta; Hymenoptera; Formicidae
Product: rRNA N6-adenosine-methyltransferase ZCCHC4
Exons: 4
Coding region: 50-1591 (513 amino acids)
Biological process (GO): rRNA methylation
Cellular component (GO): cytoplasm; nucleolus
Molecular function (GO): zinc ion binding; rRNA (adenine-N6-)-methyltransferase activity; nucleic acid binding
Source: RefSeq, a predicted model, not a curated record